Molecule: messenger RNA, 6801 nt
Organism: Chelonus insularis
Lineage: Eukaryota; Metazoa; Arthropoda; Insecta; Hymenoptera; Braconidae
Gene: cyst
Product: rho guanine nucleotide exchange factor 18 cysts
Exons: 15
Coding region: 252-4619 (1455 amino acids)
Biological process (GO): regulation of Rho protein signal transduction
Molecular function (GO): guanyl-nucleotide exchange factor activity
Source: RefSeq, a predicted model, not a curated record
ACACCAAGUCUUGGCAGGAUAUAUUUUAUCAUCGUGUCAGUGCAUGCGUCCUCUGCAUAUAGAAAAUGGUUGACGCGUCUCUAUAUUUACGAACAACAUUUUAUUGUUGGAAUAAUAUGCACUAAUAUGGGAAAAACGUUGACUUCAUAGGUCUAGUGACUUGAAAUAUUUUUAUAAAUAAAUCUUCAACUGGUUGGUGUGCAUCAAUAUCUGUGAAUAUUGGACUUAAUUAAAAGUAUUAGUGGAGUAAAAUGGAAAAACGACAGGAAGGACUUGCUCCAUUUUCAUCAGACGAAUGUCCCAAUAGUGGAGAAGAUAGUGACGAAGAUGUGAUUACGGAUUAUUUAGGAUCUGAACAUACUGAUUGCAGUCAUGUAUCAGUUGUCAAUGGUGAUUUGGCGGUUUUAAAUCUGGAUGACGGUAGCCAUUCUAAUAUUGAAUAUACCAAAGAUAAUCCAGAUAUUGCAAUGUCAGAAAAUAGUGAGGAUCAACGUCACCGCGAUCUUCCUGUAUUGGAAUCCGGUAUGAGAAAUCAACCAAAUCCACUAGUUCCGAUUAUUAGUGUGACACCUCAUUCGCCAGGACUUGCAAAACAUUAUCCUGUUCUUGAGGAUAAUCUCCAACAACUUCAUGAAAUACAUAACAGUAUUCAACGAAUGCGUGAUUUAACAUUGUGCACUUUGGGAUAUGGUAACCGUUUAUCUCAAAAUGAUCAGCAACAAAGAUUGAGUUCUUCCUGCCCUUCUCUUUGUCCUUUAAGUUUAAUAGGCAAAGGACGUACAGGAGAUCGAGGUCCUGGCUCUGAUCCUGACCUUGCUAAUUGUUCAACUAAUAGUUCGCCAACGCAUUUUCCUAUAACAGUACCACAAUUACCAUCAGAAAUGUUAGGUGUUGAUCGUCGUCGUAGUUGGACUGAUCUUGAAGAAACACGACACGCUCGUCAUCGUUGUCAAAUACAAAGUCAUCUGCAAGCACAAAAUUUGCGACAAAGAAGUAUUAGUCUCAGUAGUCUAGAUAGUGAAAUAGACCUUGAAUCAGACAGAAAACUACGUUCCCCUUGUGUUAGUGUUACAAAUAGAUCAUGCAGAUCUCAAACUAGUACACACUCGCUCAAUGAAGCUGACCUCGUUCAGAAAAUAUUAAUUAAAAGGGGUAAUCAUCAAAGGUCAACUGAAACAUCAAACUUGCUACCAGGAGUUACAGGAUCUCGUUUACCCCUUCAAAAGUCAAUUUCAACUCCUUCAAUUAUUACCCCACCAGGUCAAGCUUUACUCACGGAAUCAGGAACUCGAGUAGCCCCCUCAUUAACAGACAGACGACACGAAAGAACUGAGAAAGGUAGUGGAAGUGAGACUGAGACUGAGGAUCUUCAUACUGCCCAUAAUCAUCCAUUCCAUGAAGAUUUAAUCCGUGAAGAUGCUGUUAAUGUUCAGGCAUCUCUCGAUGAACUGAUUAUGACUGAUGGUACGGUAUAUGAUGACAGUCAUCCAGAAAAAACACGAAGAAAGAGAGGUUCAUCAUUAUUUUUUCGAAAGAAGAAAGGGAAAAAGGUUAGUCACCAUUGGGUAACAAUACCUGCUGGAUCUCAGGGAAAUGUAAUAUGCGACAUUUGUAUGAAACAGCAAAACAAUAAAUCCAUUUUUCAAUGUGAGAAUUGUGGAACUUUUGUGCAUCAAAACCAGUCAUGUAGAGAUCAAAUUUCGACAGAUUGUUCAAAAAUAAAAAAUAACUCCAACAAAGGAGCUACCAAGUCAAUAUCAAGUGCAUCUAUCGUAUCAAGCAGUGGACACGUGAAACGAGGUUCAACGGCUUCUCUUCCACCUUCUAGUUCAUCAGGAAGCAAUCAAAUAAUCAGCGAGGAAAAAGAUGGUGAUAGUAGCGGUCAUCGUGAUAAUUCUAGUGGAGUGGAAGAGUUUGACUUUGGAGACGAUGUACACUUACUUACAAUAAGUGAUAUUGAAGGACUAGAUCCAGAAUUAAAAUUAGGAAAUGAUGAACCAGAUUCAUGGACAGCCGCAGUUGGACGUAGUGAUGCUUUACGACUUGUUGAUAAUAAUGAUCGUGAAAUAAAACGACAAGAGCAUAUUUAUGAAUUUAUAUUGACAGAAAAGCACCAUUGUCUUGUGCUUUUAGCAAUGGAUAGAAUAUUUGCGGAAGGAUUAAGACGACAUUUUAGACUUGGAACAACAGAUUUAGAAAGAAUGUUUCCUAGAUUACGUGAAUUAAUUGAAAUUCAUUUACGUUUUUUACUUAAAUUACGCAAACGUCAAAGUGCUCAUCCAGUUGUGCCAACAAUAGCAGAUAUCCUUGUUGAUCAAUUCUCUGGAGAUAAUUCAGUUAAAAUGACAAGUGCUUACGGUGAAUUUUGUAGUCGACAUCGAGAUGCUGUUGAUACAUACAAGUAUUAUUUACGAAUGGAUGCUAGAUUUGCAAGAUUUGUUAAAUUUUGUCAAACAAAUCCGUUAUUGAAAAAGAAAGGAAUACCAGAAUGUAUUUUAUUUGUUACACAACGAUUAACUAAAUAUCCACUUUUAGUUGAACCUUUAAUCAAAACUGGUACUGUAAAUGAUGAGAAAGAAAAUUUACGCAAAGCUUUGAAUCUUGUUAAACAAAUAUUAGGUGAUGUUGAUGCUUGUGUUGCAAAAAAAGAACGAGAAGAUCGAAAACUGGAAAUUUACAAUAGAAUUGAUGCCAAGUCUUUUGCUAAUCAUCGUGGAUGUAAAUUUAAAAAAUCUGAUAUAAUGGCUUCUAAUCGAGCACUUAGGUUUGAGGGUACUGCAUAUUUGAUGCAAGGAAGAGGAAAAAUGGCAUCAGUAGUAGUUGUCGUAUUAUCUGAUAUAUUAUUUUUUUUAGCAGAAACACGAGAUCAAAAGUAUGCUUUUUUUGUUCCGGAUAAUAAAGCGGGAGUUGUUUCUCUACAAAAAUUACUCGUACGCGAGAAAGCCGGUCAAGAAUCUCGUGGUAUUUAUCUUAUUAGCAGUAAUCCAGCAGAACCAGAAAUGUUUGAAUUAAAAGUUCAAAAACCAAAAGAUAAACAAAUAUGGAUCCAAGCAAUAAGAUCAGCUGUUGAGGCUUGUCCACAAGAUUGUGAAAAUGAUUCUUUAGAUGAAGGCACUAUUGGCGAAAUACUUGGAACAAGAUCAUCUUCUGCAUCACUACUUUCAGCUGAUGAAAGACAACGUAUUGCCAAAGUAAAAGAAAAUCACAUUCUUAGUAUAGUUGGUGAAUUGAGAAAAAAAGAUACCGAGCAGGCACUUUUGUUGGAGGAAAAAAUGGCUCUGCAGAUGAGGUUAUUAUAUGCAGCCAGCGUUUGGAGUGAAAAUGACAAUGAAAAUGAAAAAACAGAACGUUAUGAGAAGGAAAUACCUGAUUAUACACGAUUAGUUCGUGGAGAAAGUACUGAACCCACACAAUUAUGGCAAGAGGUUGUUAUAGCAGUACAAGAAGCAACUCGACUUGCUAGUUCUUUAUCAUUUACUGCAGGCGGAGGUUCACUAUCUAGAAGUUUAAGUUCUGCCGGUGAACGUCACAGUGAAGCCUAUAUACCACCAUCUAUGUGUGUUCCUCGACGAGCUGAAACAUUUGCUGGAUUUGAUCAUAAUAAAGAACGUUAUCCAUGGCGAGAUUCGGCAGCAUUACAUUCCAUGAUGAUUCCACCAAAACCUUGUGAUAAUUUAAAAGAAGGAAUAGAAAAAAAAGAAGAUGAUUGUUCUGAAGUAAAUAAAGAUCAACAGUUGGCUGCAGUGAAAUUGUCACAUUAUGUUUACACAUUACUUUGCAUCAUAAGUAAUCAAAUGACAACAAUUGACAGUUUACAUGCUCAACUUGCAGCGUGUAAAGAAGGUGGAUUUGGUAAAUUUUCAGGAAGUAGACCAAAUCCUAAUCGUCAGUUGGAAGAAUUGAGAAAUUUACAAGAUCAGUUGAGUCGAGAAAAAGCUGCAUUUCGAGCAUCCAGUCAACAGGAGAAAAAAGAAUUGCAAGAUGAGCGCGCUGAACUUUCAAGACUUCGUGAACAGUUGGCUGCUGAACAACGUGAUGUAACACAGCAACGAGAUCAACUAUACAGACGACUUGAAGCUCUGGAACGACAGGGUGUUUCUUUGGUUGCACCAUCCACAGCUGGGCCAACAAUAACUCACGUAUCUCACACUAGUCAAGGAAGUGAUUCUCUUCAAUCUCGAAAAUCAUUACCAGAUGCUAAGAGAAUACCAUUGAAUUUAAUUAGUGCUACAAAUCAGCAAAAAGUUCCGAGCAGUCUGCCUCCAGUGAAGCAACAACUUCCAUUAAAAUUGGCCAGCGGUAGCAACAGUAAUAGUACCAGUGUUCGAUAUUUUCAUAGGAGUGGCAGUGCCGGAUGUAAUAACAGCCCGGAUCGUCACUCGAGGACGGGAAGUAGUCCUGCGACUGUAACAAGCUCGGCCUACUCAUCGCCAGAAUUGGGUAAUAAUCAUAAUAAUGGCAAUCAUUCCUCAAAUCGAUCACUUCGUAUCACACGUUCACCCCCAGAGCCAUAUCAUCAUCAGUCACAACAGCAUUUACAGCCUUUACAUCAACAAUCAUCUCAUCAACAACGGCCAGAGCCACAGCAACCGCUUGAAGAAGAAGUUAUUUUUUUCUGACGGCUCUUUCGCUUUGGCCGAAAACAUUCUCGACCAUCUCGCGCUCCUACAAAUACACCCGCGACAUUGACAUCAACACCUACACCAUCACGUAGCCAAUCUAAAGAGGCUCAAUCUCGAAGUCGAGUUAAAUCUUUUUGACUUUCGAAAUUUUAAUAAUAGAUUGACAAAUAAAAUAAUGAAUUUAUUUACAACUCUAACAUUAAUAAUAAUUAUUAAUUGACUUUUAGCUUUUGCAAAUAGUUAUAUAGUCGAUGUUAAUACGCAUUUAAACUCUUAUGAGUUAAUUUUUAAAAAUAAUGAUAAAGGAGAGAGAUAUAAAUAAAUAAAAAAAAACAGAAUACAAUAACAAAUUUCAAUCAAUGAAUAAUUGAAAAACUGAAUAGAAAAAAAAACCGGGAUAUAAGUUUCAAUAAGCUGAAUUGAUAAAAAGUAUUUCAAAUGAGUAUUAAUAACUAUUUUGGGAAACAUAGAAUAGCUCGUCUUGUUGCUUAUUCACUUAUUGUUAAAUCGACUGAAAGUUUUAAAAACAUUUACAUUCAUCCAGAAUCCAGAAAUAAUUGUUAAAAAUUGUGACAUAACUUAUUAGUAAUAGUGAUAAUCCAAGUUUUUUUUAUUCUAAUUCUAAUGAUAAAAAAAACAAAACUUAUUACAUAGAAAAAGGGUAUUAAAAAAAAAAAAUAAAAUAAACAAGUUCUUUUUUUUUUUGAUUUUAUGUAAAUUUGUAAAUAUGUGCAGUGUGUAUUUUCAAUCAUCUUUAUCUAUAUAUAGAGAACAUUCAAGUAUUUCUCUUAUAAAGCAAAUAUUUCACAAACUAAAAAUGUGAAUACAAAGAUAAAAAAAAUUUUUUUGUUCAUCUUCAGAGUAAUGUAACACGAUGAUAAUCGAUAAUUCAGUAUUGAAACCGCGCAUGUUACUAAAAAUAAAUUAGAAGCGAUGUAUUUGAAAAAUUUUAGUUAUACUCUGAAACCAAUAUACUACUAUGAUGCAUUUAAAAUAUCGAUAACUCAUUACGUACUAAAGACAAAAUUCAAUUGAUUUUCAUUUAGAAACUCAUUAAUUCAAUGGUAAAAUAUAACACUCUAGUAUAAUCAAGUGAAUUUAAAAGUUAUAAAUUAGUAAUCGUUAUAGCUCAAUGAAAUAUUACAUAAUAUUUUAUUACUCAUUUGAUGAAAAUAUUUACUGUCAAAGUAUUUUGAAAAGGACACAAUAAUAUUUGGUCAUGAAUGUGCCUCAAUUUUCAUUUAUAUACACUAAAUAUUGUUCUUUUUUUUUACUUUUUUAUUAUUUGUCACUUUUUCUACAAGAUUGCUCCAUUUUAAUAAGUUUUUAUUAACCAAUAUACUAAGGGAGCUGAUCCUUCAGGCAUUUAUAAUUUCUGUAUACAUUUUAAUAAUCAAUUGAUAAUCAGUACGAAAAAAAUGAGGAAAAGAUUCUAUUAAUGGGGAUCAUGAGUAAUUCUUACUCCAUUAUAGAGUAAGAAAGUUUGGAUUAUCCACUGCCAUUGUUGUUAUUUAAUGAUUUUUUAAGAUAAACAAAUUUAUUUAUUACAUUAUACAGACAGUAAUAUUAAAUUAUUAAAAUUUCACAAUCUACACUUGAAAAUCAGUUAUUAACUUUAAAAAACAAAGCUGAUAUAAAAAUUAAUUAAAAGAACGGGUAAAUAUAAGUGGAGUAUCGUUUUUUUUUUGUAUUUUUUAUUAUAAACGUUACAACCAGCGUGCCAGUGUGCAAUAUUGAUUGAUCAUUUGACUUAUUUGUAGAGGCUAGAGAAAGAAAAAGAGAAAGAGAAAAAAACGAUUCGUACUUAAUUGAUACGUAAUAAAUCAUUGUUAAACAGUUCUAGAAAAACAUAAUUAAUAAUAAUAAUAAUUGAAAAAAGAAACAAAAAAAAAUUAUCUACAAAUCAAUCGUGGUGACAAUAGAUUUUAUCGUUGUACCGUAUGUGUCGGACAAAAAAAUUUAUUAAUCGUAUGUAUCGUGAUAUGUUAUCCGUGAAAACUUGUUAUUAUUGCAUUGUUGUGUAUGUAUGGAUUAAUGAGAAUAUUCGUUAAAAAUUUGUAUUUAAUGAUAUUUAGAUUAAGACAACUUUUCAGGCAAAAAAUGUGGUAGAAUAAGAAUGAAGUCAUUCUAGUAUUUGUAAAGAGGAAAAAAAUAUUUCAAUACAUCUUAAUAAUUAAAA